Messenger RNA from Mytilus californianus (California mussel), 1541 nucleotides. RefSeq lists its product as uncharacterized. NCBI's taxonomy places the organism in Eukaryota, Metazoa, Mollusca, Bivalvia, Mytilida, Mytilidae. The transcript is spliced from 3 exons. Bases 106 to 1368 code for a protein of 420 amino acids. The record is from RefSeq and is a predicted model, not a curated record.
GCCAAUGUUACCGUUUCUGUCCCCUAUCUGUUGGUCCCUUUAAUUAGGAAUAGUGAAAUUUAAUUUGAUUUGAUUGUUGGUCUUGUUGUCUUUGAGAGAGUCGAAAUGAAUCACUUAUUUGAACAGAAACGUCAACGUGUUCCUUAUGGGGAUGUUUGGAAUAAGCCUUUUAUUUAUCUUGGACUAAAUUAUUGCAAUGCCCAUUUGAAUAAAUCUUUUUCGAAAAACCUAAUUUUAGCAUUGCACAUUCAGUCUGAUAAACUUCAAAAUAACCUUUAUGUCGGAGACCCUUUCUUUGACAUUUACCAAGGAACAUCUGAAGUACUAAUGAAAUCAAAUGGUGAUGUGAGAUCUAUUGUUAAUGUAGGUCAAAGAAAAGCAGUAGAAAAACUUAAUGAAUAUGUCAACAACUUAGAGGAGGGUAAAAAACAUGUACAAUGUCUUGGUGAAUUGGAUCAUCAAGAAAAAGAAACCAUUCAGGCAGUUUUGGCAUGUCAUCUUUUUGCUCCUCUGUUAUCUGAGGGCAAAGUAUUUGUCGAUGAUAAAAACUGGAACUUAAAGGACACUUCCAAUGAAACUACUACUUGUAAUGAUGAUGCUUCCAGAUCAGGGUCAGAAAGCAGUGUAUUAGAAGUUUAUUGUCCAAUCUGUAAAAAGAAUAGCAUAAAAGCAGACAACACUAAUUUUGGAUGUGCAGAUUUGUGGCAUGGAAGGGCAGAUAUUGUCAUUGAAGGGGAUAAUGGUUCUAUGCGGGAAAUAGUUAAAAUUAUUACUGAAGAUGUUGAAGAAGAUGAAGAUGAACCCGUAUCAAAAAGAUCAAAAUUGAUGAAUGAAGAUAAUCUUGAAGACAUAAAACCUGAAAUGGAGAUUUCAGUAACCUCUGAUCUUCUUGAGACUAAUAUUUAUGUACAAGCAAUAAGUCAGACAAUUUUAAAUUCAUUUUUGGCAGUGAAACUGAACAAAGACUUAAGAAAUUGUUAUGUUCCAUCUUUUUUUGUAUCUUCCAUGCAUCUGUAUGUAAAUUUUUAUAAUGUUGAAAAGGAUAUAUUACUUGUCCAGGAUCAACCAAUUAGUAUUUUUGAUAUAAAUGGUCAGAUGAACUAUUGGGCAAUUCUAUCUGUGUGGAUGGCUCUAAAUUUUGAAAAAUUUCCAUGCAAGUUUCAUGGAGAUAAUUCUAAAAAGUCGGGUUUCCAAAGUUGGCUUCAAAAACAUGGUGUUCUUCAAAAAUAUAAAAGUGAUAUUACAAGUAAGUUAACUUCUACAAAGAAGCCAGAACAUAAAAUAAGUAACAGCAUAGUGAAUCCUAUGAGAGUUGCUGAACUUUUUAUGAAAUUAAUCCAGGAUGAAAAUGGUGCAGACAAUGAAUGAACAUAAGAGUUAAUUUUAUUUUCAGGUAUUUUGUUUUCAAAUGACAGCAGCUGGCCUCAGACCAGAGUUAUUUUUACAAGGCUGUAAAAUUAUUAUUGUUUCAAAGAAUCGACAUGGGAAAGAUAUAUCUUUGUGAAGAACAUCAUUGUUGUAAUAAAAUAUAAAUCUCAAAG